AUGCUGUGGGACGCCCCGAGCGAUGCCUUGUGCAGCAGGGAGGCAUCCGGGCUCCCCGUGGAGAUGCGCUGCACCAUUUUAGUCAUCUGGGUCGUUUUCUUUUCCGUCUCUUUCUGCGGUGCAUGGGCCGCGUUCGAGCGCUACUCGUCGCGCUUCCGCAGCUACGACGUGUCGAAGCAGGCGGACAACUGCUCGCGUGUCAGCUCCAGCAUCCACUCUCUCAUCGUCGCCCCAAGUCUGCUGUACGGUCUUUGCACCAUGUCGUGGUCCAGCACUUACGAGCCGCAAGACUCCUCGUCGUUCUUGCAAGCCACCUUGCUGGUGAGCGCAGGCUACCUCCUCUUCGACCUUUACGUGGUGCUGACCUACCGCAUUCCCAGGUGGACCACCUUCGCGAUUCACCACAUCAUGGCGAUGAUUCCGUACAUGCUCUACUACUUCACAUGUUGCAACUACGGCCUGUACCUUCUCUCCAUAUACAUGCUGGUAGAGAUCACAAAUGUCCCACUCAACACCGUGAUGUGGAUGCAGGAAAGCGGCCACAGCGAUGGCGUUUUGUAUGCUUUGGUGCUCCAUCUCACCGCAGCGAUGUGGAUCGUGUUCCGCAUUGCGUCUCCCUUGUGGUGCCUGUAUGCCUCGUACAAGACUUAUCUCCCUGCGGUGCACUACCCAACCUGCCUCCUGCCUUCACAACUGUGUGGCAUCUUAGUGAAUGUGUUCUGCUGCACAGGGUUCUUUGUGGUGAUUGCGAAGGACGUUGCGGAGUACUGGAACAGGCCAGCGAAACCUGUAGUGGCGAAAUCAUAA
Leptomonas pyrrhocoris is the source of this 807-nucleotide messenger RNA. RefSeq lists its product as hypothetical. Gene Ontology annotation, cellular component: endoplasmic reticulum; membrane. NCBI's taxonomy places the organism in Eukaryota, Euglenozoa, Kinetoplastea, Trypanosomatida, Trypanosomatidae. Bases 1 to 807 code for a protein of 268 amino acids. The transcript has a single exon. The record is from RefSeq and is a predicted model, not a curated record. Gene Ontology annotation, biological process: lipid homeostasis.